Messenger RNA from Anthostomella pinea, 2730 nucleotides. NCBI's taxonomy places the organism in Eukaryota, Fungi, Ascomycota, Sordariomycetes, Xylariales, Xylariaceae. The record is from the annotation of a GenBank genome assembly.
AUGGCGUCACCUAUAAUAGCAGGCGUCAAGCGGUCGUUCACGGCCAUGACGGACACAGACGACAGACAGCAACUCGCUCGACAUAUCGCUUUCACCCCGCCGAAACGCCCUUUCCAGACGGAACCACCAUUGCGAGAGAGCCUGCGACAACCCAGCGCAUCGAGGUCCACGAGCAAUACGCCCCCAUCGCGAGAGAGCCUGCGACCACUCAGCACAUCGAGCUCCACGAGCGGUACGCCCCCAUCGAGACCCUCGCACGGCAACGCGUUCGAUCCCGAUGCCUCGAUCGUACUGGUCGGGAUACGGGGCUCUGGAAAGUCGACCCUGGCCAUCAUCGCAUCGACUGCCAUGAAGAGACGGAUCGUCGAUCUGGAAAAGAGUUUCCAGGAGGCCACAGGUCUCGCUACCGUGGCAUACAAGAAGACACAUGGUGCAUUCGAGUAUCAGCGGCGCCAGUAUGGUGUCCUGGAGGCCGUCUUGACAAGUCACCAGAGGGACUGCGUUAUUGUCUCGUCGUGGAUAGAGCGUGGCGCACAUGCCCUGCUGGAGAACUUUGCCGCCUCCCACCCGGUCAUACACAUCACCAGGGACUUGGAGGCUAUCCAGGAAUACCUCAAGGUCGCCGACGAAACCAAGAUUCGAGAGCUGUUGGGGUACACAGCCACAGCAUUUCGCGCGGUCACCAACUUUGAGUUCUUCAAUGUCUCAGAGAAGCCCGCGAAGCUGGACAGUCCGGUCGAAAGCUCGUCGGGCGCUUUGGACCAUGCCAGCGAGCAGAAAUCUUCCGGACCAUACCUGACCUUGAAGCGGGCCGAGAGGCACUUUCUCAAGUUCCUCUCGCUCGUCAUGCCGAAAGGUACAAUCCCAUUCAUCGAGUCGGCAUUCCCGCUUGCGUCAAUUCCGACAGAAAGUCGCGACUUCACAUAUGCCGUAUCGGUACCGCUUUCGCGACUGCUGGAGGACAAGUGGAACAUCGAGGAUCUGGAGACCGGCGCCGACGCCAUUGAGAUUGUCAUCGAUGAUGCCUUCAGCAGCACCCAUACGACAACGUCGAGGAGUGCUCGAAUGAGUUCGAUAAGUUGGGCUGUCGGAUUUAUCAGAAGAAAUGUCGUGAUUCCCAUAGUCUAUCAUGUGCCGUGGCCUUCUCCUCGUGACACGGAACCAGAUCGGCGCUCUGAAUAUCUCGAGUACGUCCAGCACGGCUUGAGCCUUUGUCCAGAGUAUAUAACGGUGGAUCUGCGACUGGAGGACCGAAUCCUCUCCCAUGUCAUAGACUUCAAAAGAACGACCAAGGUUAUAGGCACGGUGCAUCUGGGACCCUCACCACCGCCGCCACGGUGGUCUGACCCCAUAUGGAUGUCCUACUGUCGCAAGGCCCAGUCACUCUCGUGCGACCUUGUCAGGCUGACUCGUCCAGCAACAUCAGUGGAAGAUAACUUUGAGAUCAACACACUCCGGGCCUCGGUCGACAAACUGUGCCAGCAACAACAAACUAUGCCCCUAAUCGCCUUCAAUACGGGAUUUCGAGGCAGGAAUUCUGCUUGCUUCAACAAAGUAUUGACAUCGGUACUGCCAGAGUCCUUUAUUGGAGCUUUUCCCGAAGAAGAUGCAGUAUCAUCUUAUGUGGCGCCGUCUAUCACUGCUCUCCAGGCUACGUCGGCCUUGCAAGCCUCGUUCAUCACAGAUGCGUUGAAGCUGUAUGUGUUUGGCGCAAACGUCGGUCACAGCAUGUCGCCUGCCAUGCAUAAUACGGCGAUCCGUUCGCUCGGGCUGGACCAUUUCUACACGCCACACUCGACCAACUCGCUGGGCAGCAUUCGCGACUUGAUCCACGACCCCUUCUUCGCCGGUGCCUCGAUUGGUCUGCCCUUCAAAGUGGAAGUCAUAUCUCUGACGCAUUCUCUCUCCAGCCACGCCAAGGCGAUCGGAGCUGUCAACACACUCAUCCCUCUGCGGCACUUGAAUCCCGACGGGAGCAUACCUGACAACGCGCUGCUGUUCAAUACCCGGAAUCGAGCCGGGCCGGUCCUCGCCCUGUAUGGGGAGAACACGGACUGGAUCGGAAUACGAGCAUGCAUACGUAGAGGCCUCAGUCCGGCAAACGGGGUGCGUUCUAGUACAACCGGCCUCGUCCUAGGUGCUGGAGGCAUGGGCCGGGCAGCCGUGUAUGCCAUGCUCCAGCUAGGCGUCAAGAACGUUGUCAUCUACAACCGGACGCCAUCCAACGCGGAAAAGCUGGUGUCCCACUUCACCACACUAUUGGCGCGUCAUGACAUACCACUGCUAAGCAGGAGUGACGAAGAGAAAACUAGAUUCUACGUAUUGAGCUCGCGAGACGAUGCAUGGCCCGAGACGUUCCGACUUCCGACCAUGAUAGUGUCCUGCAUUCCAGCGCACUGCAUCGGAGAGAGUCCAGCGCCGAACUUCACUCUUCCCAAGCACUGGAUGAUGAGUCCGACGGGAGGUGUCGUCGUGGACUUUUCGUACAAGGAUAUCGACACGCCGUUGAUGGUGCAAACGAAGGCGGAAGCACAUCGCGGAUGGGUAGCGAUGGACGGACUGGACUUACUACCAGAGCAAGGGUUUGCCCAGUUCGAGCUGUUCACGGGCAGACGGGCGCCGCGGCGGUUGAUGCGUGGGGAGGUCUUUAGGUCGUACCCUGCCGGCGCGCAGACAAUCCCAACGCAGCUCCAACCGCGCCUAGAAAACAUUACUGAGCAUGAGCCAUAG